AUGUCUACCCUCAUCCGCAAUGCCCGCAUUUUUGACGGCUUCUCAACCGUCUCGGAAAGCGGACACGUCCUGAUUGAAUCUGGUCGCAUUGCAGCAAUCUCCCUAAAGCAGCCGCUCUCUGCACCCGAGGGAUGUGCCGUGGUUGAUGCUCAAGGCUGUACCUUGUUACCAGGACUCAUCGAUGCUCAUGUUCAUGUCUUCCAGGAUGUCCAUCUCAUCGAAACGGCUAUCAAGUAUGGUGUGACCACGGUGCUUGAUAUGCAUAACGAGCGCGAAUGGUUCAAGGAGAUAAGUGCAGUUACGCGCCAACGAAACGAUGUGUCGGAUGUCAAGUCUUGUGGGAGUGGUGCGACGGUCAAGAAUGGGUGGCCGUCCGCGAUUUUGAGACUGGUAUCUCAAGAGGAAAAUGUCGAGGAGCGUAUAUCCAAUUGGCCCAACAUUCACGACCAGCAAUCUAUCGACGAGUGCAUAGCACUCAACAAAGCAGUGGGCGCAUCUUUCACGAAGCUUAUGCAAGAAGAUGGCCAUACAAUGAAAAUUCCUUUCCCGGAACGUCCUCUUCCAACGCCAUCCCUCGAACUACAAAAGAUGGUCGUAGAGGCAUCGCACAAGGCGGGCUUUGUCGCUGUUGCUCACGCUCUUUCCAACCACUCAACCUUGCAAGUCCUGCGUGCCGGCGUCGAUGGCUUGGCACAUGCGUCAAUCGAUCCUGUCACUGAUGAGAUUGUUCAAGCUUUCAAAGAGAGCAAUGCCUUUGUUGUCCCUACACUUGUAAUCCACGCAUCCUCAAGUGGCGAAGAGCAAGAGACUCGCGAGAUAUUUUCGAAGCAUCUUCACGGAGCGGACCGAGAACACGCGAUUGGAUGUCUUCCCAUUACCGCAGAUCAAUUUACCAUCAACAAUGUAUACAAUCAAGUGAUUGCUCUCAAGGAGGCUGGCAUCGACGUAUUGUGUGGUACGGACACGGCCGGUGAUCUCCCCGGUACUCGACCUGGCAUGUCAGUACAUCAGGAGCUAUGGAUGCUGGUGAAUCGAUGUCGCUUCACUCCCAUUGAAGCUCUCAUCUCAGCGACUUCCAACAUUUCGAAGCGAUUUCAUCUGGCCGAUCGCGGGGUGAUUGAGGAGGGUCGUCUCGCAGAUUUACUUUUGGUGUCGGGGAAUCCAACCGAGUCCAUUGAGGCAAUUUGUGACGUGAAGAUUGUUUGGAGGAACGGUGAGAGAGUGGUCGACAACUAA
This is a messenger RNA of Penicillium diatomitis, 1236 nucleotides long. RefSeq names its product amidohydrolase family protein. Bases 1 to 1236 code for a protein of 411 amino acids. Gene Ontology annotation, molecular function: hydrolase activity, acting on carbon-nitrogen (but not peptide) bonds. The transcript is spliced from 4 exons. The record is from RefSeq and is a predicted model, not a curated record. Lineage: Eukaryota; Fungi; Ascomycota; Eurotiomycetes; Eurotiales; Aspergillaceae.